GUUCAUCAUCAUCGAACUCUUUGACCAUUCUUUAUUCAAAUUACCUCCUUAACUUUUUGACGUCAACAAUUUUUUUCAACAAUAACAGCACAUAAUGGCGAAAGAUAAAGAAGAACAAAACGAAAAAAAAUCUUCACCGUUAUCAUGUUUCAAGAACAUCUCAUUUCCAUUCAACACAAUUUUCUUGAUCGCAAACUCGAUUUUCCUAGCCACAUCAGCUUUCUGGUUUGUGACCAUCUCAAUGUUACAUUACAAGACGGAUGAAUGUAACCGGUUCGUGACAACUCCCGGAAUCUUCGUGAGCUUCUCAUUGCUAUUCAUGACUCUCGCAGGCUUCUACGCCGCUUACUACAAAUCCGAUUGUCUCUUCCGAAUCCACUUCUUCAUCUUCUUCUUGUGGAUGUUCGUGGUCGUGGCUAAAGCAGUUUUCGUUUACCGUCUCAAUAACGAGACCAAUCCUAGGUUGUACCCUGGGACGAAGAUACAUGAGUUUAGGUUGGAGGAUUACUCGGGAUGGGUACGUAGAUUGGUCAUCAAAGACGAUGAAUGGUAUCGUACUAGGAGAUGUCUUGUUAAGGACAAUGUUUGUAACAAACUAUUCUCUAACCAAAACAUGUCGGCUUCUGAGUUUCGUCAGAUGAAUCUAACUCCUAUACAGUCGGGUUGCUGCAAACCACCGCUUUCAUGUGGAUUAACUUACGUGAAACCAAACAUUUGGACAAUGUCAAGAUAUUAUAACAACGUUGAAGAUGAUUGCAAGACAUGGAACAACACGGCAAACACAUUAUGCUUCGAUUGCGAUUCAUGUAAAGCCGUGACUAUUGCAAAUUUACAAAAUACUUCAUUUUCCUUAACAUUUAAUAUCCUCCAUAUCGUAUUUAGUCUUUCCAUUGGCAUUGUUGGUUGGUUUGCUUGGUUAAGGAUUCUUCGAGAAACUGAGAACUAGCUAGGCUUUAAUUGUAACAUAUGUAUAAAUAAAUAUCCCAGUUCAUAAAAAACACAUGCGUAUAAAUAUAUCUUUCUCUUGUGUUUAUCUUUCUUGUACAGUCUCGAUUCUUUACCGAUAUGCAUGUGAAGUUAAUAGACUAGUAGUUUUCAUAUUCAAAUUGGUAUAACUAAACCGAACCAAAUUAAAAUGAUAUAAACUGAUGAAAUUUUAUUUUUUUUUGUAAAAAACAUAAAAUAUUUUAAAAUUCCUUUAUUUUGCUAAGAAAUCGAAUAUAUAUUUUUAAAACUGGAUCGUGAAAUCAUUUUUUUUCUGAUAAUUAAUAAUAGAGAUACCCAACCCGGUUAAGCCAACGCCAUACAUUUGAAACCGAAAUUGAAACUGAAAUUGAGGAACCAAUAAUGAAACCAUGGUUAGGGAUAUAAACCGGAGUUCUCAACUCGUUCGGAGAUAAAGAUUCUCCGAUCUUCUGUGACAAAACAAAAUCGUCUCUUCGCCAAAGUUUUCUGGGUCUUCGAUCUUGAGAGAUCUUUGUCUCCCCGGUCAUCAAGCUCACGGGUGACUCUGUUCUGAUACAAAUUGAUAUUCCAGAUUUUUAGGGAAUCUCUUUCAGGGCUUUGCUCUAACAUGUCAGGAAGAAAGGAAACGGUGUUGGAUUUGGCUAAGUUUGUGGAUAAGGGCGUGCAAGUUAAGCUUACUGGUGGUCGACAAGGUAAAGAACAAGUUAAGCUUCUUUUAUAUGAUUCUUGCUUUUGAGUUUUUGAUGCUUGUUUAUUUAUUGUUGGCAGUCACUGGAACUCUUAAAGGCUACGAUCAGUUGCUGAACCUUGUUCUAGAUGCGGCGGUGGAGUCUGUUCGAGAUCAUGAUGAUCCAUUGAAGACUACUGACCAGACCAGACGCCUUGGUUUAAUUGUUUGUCGCGGAACUGCGGUGAUGCUCGUCUCACCAACUGAUGGAACUGAAGAAAUUGCUAACCCGUUCGUUCAACCUGAAGCUGUCUAAUGAGAUUCUUCCAAGAUUAUGUCUCUCUCUCUUUCUUAGUUCAACUUUGGGGUUUAGUGAGCAUUGUGGAUCUGAAUAUCUGCUAUUAUCUUGAAAAAUUUUGUUUUAAUAUACCUAUUUUGGAACAUCAUAGGCUCUUCUUGUGAAACUUGAAAAGCACUCGCUACUAAGCAAUGAAUUAUAGUGUGCUUUUAGUGUUUUAA
This is a messenger RNA of Brassica napus (rape), 2152 nucleotides long. Its product is annotated as tetraspanin-13-like. Bases 95 to 946 code for a protein of 283 amino acids. The record is from RefSeq and is a predicted model, not a curated record. The transcript is spliced from 5 exons. Gene Ontology annotation, cellular component: plasmodesma; plasma membrane. NCBI's taxonomy places the organism in Eukaryota, Viridiplantae, Streptophyta, Magnoliopsida, Brassicales, Brassicaceae. Gene Ontology annotation, biological process: auxin-activated signaling pathway.